AAAAUAAUAUAAUAUAGUUACCAAUCAUAGAAAUGCAUGCAAAACACAGGGAACGCUUAAUUUUUGCAAAACAAUUAAGAAAUAUAAUUUUUGGUGCCCAGGUGGCACAGCGGGAUAUUCCGCUAGCACACCAGCAUCAAGUUUCUGAACUCCUCUUCAAGGCUCGGUGUUGCCACCGGUCGGCUGGGCACCAUCUGGCGGGCAUAAUUGGCAGUGCAUGCAGCAGAUACUAAUUGGCCACCGUUUCUGCAGGGUGGUGGCCAGACUAUGUGUGGGUGGGUGGGUCUUCAUACGCUGUGUAAGGACCCUCACUGGCGGAAGAGACGCCUGUGCAGAAAGCAGGGGAGAGAAGAGGAGGGCUGGGCACGUGUCGGAAGAGGCGUGUACAGUGAUGUGCUCUCCUCGGAUGCAAUCUGGUAUCUCUCAGCAGCGGAAGAAGGAGAAAAUGCAUUAAAAAAAAGAAAGAAAUAUAAUUUUUUAGCUAAAAACAUUCUGACAAUCUUGUGCCGUGCAGUGAGGGUUCGACUAUUCAGCAGUUUAUCAACCGCUACGAUAAAGUUCAUAUGUUUGUUGUUAACACUGCUGCCAAGCAGUUGUCUCUUAUUUGGUGCUGCAAUGUAAAUGAAUGAGUUAACAAACUGUCAACAAAAUCAUCAAAAUGAUAUGAAUACAGAGUGAGGACUUUUUUGUUUACAAAGGCACACCCACUACAUCAACAUAAAAUAUUUGGUUAAAACAUCCAAAAGUUAGUUGAAUCGAAGAUACAAAAUGAUGUUUGACACUGAACUAAUAGAUCACGUGUAAACUGUAACUACAUGUCCUGUCAUGAAUGUGACCAAAGUGUAAAACAUGACGAUAAAAUCUUAAUUAACUUCCAUAAGCGUGUCUGCCUGGGUUUACUCCGGGUGCUCCGGUUUCCUCCCACAGUCCAAAGACAUGCAAGUGAGGUGAAAUGGAGAUACUAAAUUGUCCAUGACUGUGUUCAAUAUAACCUUGUGAACUGAUGAAUCUUGUGUAAUAAGUGACUACCGUUCCUGUCAUGAAUGUAACCAAAGUGUAAAACAUGAUAGUAAAAUCUUAAUACACUUCCGUAAAAAACAUGACUGUUCCUCUUUCAAAACACUUCUUACUGUGGCCACAGGAGGCGCUACAGUAGCGCCUACACGCCUGAUAUGGCACUGAAGACGUUUUACCGUAAUGUUACGAUAACUUGAGCAGGUAAGUGGGUAUUUAUACUUAAAAGCACGAACAGGUUGGGUUUCUAUACAGUAUAUUACGUUUAAAAUGAACGCUGUGACGGCGUUUGAUCUUAUGUUGUAGCUGUAAAACUAAAACAAGUCCAAAAGAAAGAUUUCAGCGCAGAUAAACAAUAUUUACUCUGCUAUUAAGUUUAAUAGAGUUUAUACUGGUACAGCACGGUGACCGGUUUGACCUUGUUUCGUUCAGUGCUGUCCUUGUUCGAGCUGUAGUGCGAGUGUAAGUGAGGUUAUUGAACGAUGUUUGCGGUGCGUUCAUUCGUUUUCAGACCUGCUGCGUUCCUGCUGAAGCCUCAUAUCAGCGCUCAGGUCAGCGGUGCAGGCUUCGUCCACACAAGCGCAAACUGUAGCGGCGCAAAAGUAGCUGUGGUGCUGUCUGGAUGUGGAGUAUAUGAUGGUACAGAGAUCCAUGAGGCAUCAGCAAUCUUGGUGCAUCUAAGUCGGGGUGAAGCUGAUGUCCAGAUGUACGCUCCUGAUGUUGCACAGAUGCAUGUCAUAGACCAUGGCAAGGGACAGCCUGCGGAAAACGAAUCCAGGAAUGUUUUAGCUGAGUCAGCUCGGAUCGCCAGGGGUAACAUCAAUGAUUUGGCUCAGCUAAGGGUCAGUAACCAUGAUGCAGUCAUCUUUCCAGGAGGCUUUGGAGCUGCUAAAAACCUGUCAACUUUUGCAGUUGAUGGAAAGGACUGCAAGGUGAACGAUGAGGUUAAGCGUGUGUUAAAGGACUUCCACAAAGCAGGAAAGCCUAUUGGGUUGUGCUGUAUCUCUCCAGUGUUGGCAGCUAAGGUGCUCCCUGGUGUGGAGGUGACAGUGGGUCAUGAGGAAGAGGAGGGGGGAAAGUGGCCAUAUGCUGGCACUGCUCAGGCCAUCACUGCACUUGGGGCCAAACACAAAGUUAAAGAUGUCACCGAGACUCAAAUUGAUGCAAAGAAUAAGGUGGUCACUUCUCCUGCAUUCAUGUGUGAUACCCAGCUACAUCUGAUCUUUGAUGGGAUUGGCGCUAUGGUCCGAGACGUCCUGAAGCUCACUGGGAAAUGAGCACUUAUGUUUAACACUUAACUUAGACACAGUCACAUAUUGUACACAUACCUGAGCGUUGUGUUUAAAGGCUCAACAAAAGUACUUUUAUCAUUUAAAUGCUGAAUAUAAAAGCUCUCAUCCCAUGUCAUAAUGUAACUGAUCAUAAGCUUAUUUGAUUAGUUGAUGAAACAGAUUUUCUAUCUUACUGCAGUGGGCCAUGAAUAUUAAAAUAGUCUUUGGCUGUAUUUUUAAGAAUGUCCAGAAGAGGGCAGUAUGUGACAACUGUUCUGUUUUUGAGCUCGUAAAUGUUUGCCAAAACGAAUACAGUACAGCGUUUUUACAUGAGAAACUUUAAAUUAUGUGGUAAUAGCAUAGUAGUGACAGUGCAGUUACAUAAAAUGUAACAAUGUGAAGAUUUCUGCCUAAAUUGUGUAUUUAUUUAUUAUUAUUUUUAUUUUAUUUCCAACAAUUAUCACAUACUAGAACUGAAAGAAGUAAACGGUCAGCAAAUAAAAGUAUUGUAAGUGUAUGUCAGACAUGGUUAAAGAGGAACAGAGUUGCAAGUGCAGGUAUACUUGAAUACUUCACAUGAUUAAGCUGGAAUUAAUAACAGUUUUCAUUAAAAAUAAUAAAUUUGAUUUAUAUAGGAA
Molecule: messenger RNA, 2923 nt
Organism: Trichomycterus rosablanca
Lineage: Eukaryota; Metazoa; Chordata; Actinopteri; Siluriformes; Trichomycteridae
Gene: gatd3
Product: glutamine amidotransferase class 1 domain containing 3
Exons: 7
Coding region: 1497-2291 (264 amino acids)
Cellular component (GO): mitochondrion
Source: RefSeq, a predicted model, not a curated record